Planococcus citri (citrus mealybug) is the source of this 886-nucleotide messenger RNA. RefSeq lists its product as uncharacterized. The record is from RefSeq and is a predicted model, not a curated record. The coding region runs from base 153 to 641 and encodes 162 amino acids. The transcript has 3 exons. NCBI's taxonomy places the organism in Eukaryota, Metazoa, Arthropoda, Insecta, Hemiptera, Pseudococcidae.
CACAUGUGGUCCUUUUCGCUAUAGAUUGCGACGGACUUCUCUGGAACGAAAAUAUCCGAUGAUCCUGUGUUAGUCUUAGUAACGUAAUUCGGCUUCCACGGCGAAACAUUAAAAUCUCUUAAGUGCGUUGAUUUUUUUUUUUUUUUGCAAAAAUGGAAUCUGAUUGUGACACGGUAAUGGCCGACGAAAUUGAUGUUAUGGAACUGUUACAUAGUUUGCAACAAGAAAAUGCGAAGAAUAAGAUGUCACAGAGAGAUAUUUCGCGCAGUAUCUUCCACUGGUAUUUAAAAAUAAUGGGCUUCAUCCAGGUUGAUGACAAUAAAUUUGAACGGAGAGCCUUUGGCAUGGAUAUGCCGUUCGAAUUUAGAUUGAAAAUGGUUCCCGAUCACGACAACUACAUUGCCUUAAGCCGUAACGCGCAUUCCAACAACAAUCUGAAUCAUUCUUCCGUGGAGGGAUACGGUUUCCGAAAAUUUCCAUCUUUAAACCUAGAGCAAUCCAGUGUCGAAAAAGAUGCGAAGAGAUUACGUAAUGAGUUGAGGAAGUUGCAUUCCUUAUUACGAAAAGUUUGGGAGAAUACUCGAGACGAUGACGACGAUACAACAUCAUCAUCAUCGGAAGUGGAAUCGGAUAUGGAAUAGGUAUUGUAAUGUUGUCGAAUAACGAUCACAAAUGUGUAAUUUUUUAUUUAAUAUUCAUCGUAAUGUUUCUGUCGGUGAAUAUGAACUCACUUGUACACUUUUGGAGUAAUUUUUUUUUCUUUGUGUGAGCUGUUGAGUUAGGUAGGUAUUGUGAAUGUAAUAAUUAAGUAGGUACUUAUAUGUACAUUUAUUUAUGCAUUUCAUUACAAAAGUAUGUACAUAUAAUAUACAAAAAUUAACUUUGA